AUGUCUUCAUCGCAGGCAGCAAAGCUAAAGACAAGAGGCAGAGGGAGCACUUUUACUGACACUCGCCCGCCUCCGGAGGAUGUCUAUGAGCGUCUGGAGGAUUUCUUCCCGGAACAUGAUUUGGAUAAGCCCGUUAUUGAGGCAAACUCUGGUGGUACCUCACCUACAACUGUAGAACAAAUUGCGGAAGUCAGUCCAGAACCGGCAUCUAUUGUUGUGCCUCCCAUUCCAUUAAUGACUGAGAAGUCGCGUGUCAAAGGGAAGAAGUCAAUUCGACAUGUAGCUGAGGAACACAAGCGGCGGAUCAAUCGUACCUCCAAAGCAGAUUCUUCUUUCGCUUCGAGUGUAUUACGCAAAAGAAGCACAAAGCUGUGGGGCAGUCGGCUGGAAGAGGUCACCACAGCGCAAGCCCGAGCAAAUAUGGGUGGACCUUCUCCCGAAUCACCAUCUGGCGGUCCGACUACUUUCAAAUGGGUUCGGGGAGAAAUGAUUGGUAGGGGAACGUACGGACGCGUUUAUCUUGCUCUUAAUGCCACCACUGGGGAGAUGAUUGCUGUUAAACAAGUCGAAAUCCCAAGGACCGCGAGUGACAAGAAUGAUUCUCGACAAGUUACGGUAGUUCAGGCGUUGAAGCUUGAGAGCGAAACGUUGAAAGACUUGGAUCAUCCAAACAUAGUUCAGUAUCUGGGAUACGAGGAAACACCUUCAAAUCUAAGCAUCUUUUUGGAAUAUGUUCCUGGGGGCUCUAUCGGAAGCUGUCUUUUGAAGCAUGGCAAGUUCAAUGAAGAAGUUACGAGAUCUUUCACUGGGCAGAUCCUCAGCGGGUUAGAGUACCUUCACUCUAAAGGGAUUCUUCAUCGGGACCUGAAAGCUGACAAUAUUCUCGUAGAAAUGUCAGGCGUUUGUAAAAUUUCAGAUUUCGGGAUUUCAAAGCGGACGGAUGAUAUAAGUGGUGGCGCGGAAACUGCUAUGCAGGGGACCGUCUUUUGGAUGGCUCCUGAGGUUGUCAAUCCGCAAGGCAAGGGAUACAACUUCAAGGUCGACAUCUGGAGUGUCGGCUGUGUUGUUCUGGAGAUGUGGGCGGGAACAAGACCGUGGCAGGGAGAUGAGAUGGUGGCUGUUAUGUUCAAGCUUUAUCAGUCGAAGCAGCCACCUCCAGUACCUGAAGGUGUUAUCCUAUCAGACCUUGCCGACGAUUUCCGCAAGAAAUGCUUCGCAAUAAACCCCGAGGAACGUCCACCUGCACAGGAAUUGCGGAAACACAAAUAUUUAUCACUCCGUCCUGACUGGCAGUUUACUGGAUUUAACUAG
Messenger RNA from Guyanagaster necrorhizus, 1311 nucleotides. Its product is annotated as kinase-like protein. The record is from RefSeq and is a predicted model, not a curated record. Gene Ontology annotation, biological process: protein phosphorylation. Bases 1 to 1311 code for a protein of 436 amino acids. Gene Ontology annotation, molecular function: ATP binding; protein kinase activity. Lineage: Eukaryota; Fungi; Basidiomycota; Agaricomycetes; Agaricales; Physalacriaceae. The transcript has 6 exons.